AUGGAAGAGCCAUCAAGCUCAAUUCUUCAUUCUGCUCUACGAAAUUAUCCAAUAUUGGCUGCUAGUGCACUUCCCAAAACAGAAACUCUUAUGGUAACUAUUCGACGACAACGUAUCAACGACAAGAUCGAUACUGAUGGCCGACUUCCAGACCACCUGAGAAAGACUGAUCGUGGUGAACAUUUCAUAUUACUUGAAGACGAAGAAUUAAUUAUAUUCGCAUCGAAAACAAAUCUAUCUCUUUUGGAAGAAAACAAACAUUGGUUCACUGAUGGAAUAUUUAAAAUGUGUCCGGAUGAUUUCUAUCAACUUUUCACACUUCACGCAACGAUGACGGACACAAUUAUCCCUCUCGUGUAUGGACUUUUAAUUGGCAAAAGUACAAACGGUUAUCAUUUAUUUUUUGAAAAAAUCUUCGAACAAGAUGAUUUCCAACCAGAAUCAAUCAUGACAGCCUUUGAAACUGGCACGAUCAAGUCAGCGAAAGAGAAGCUACCUAAUGCUGGUGUCUCUUUCAAUUUUCUCAAGCUAUCUGGCGACAAGUUCGAAACAGAGGACGAGCAUUUUCGUUUAAGAGUAAAAAAAUUUAUUGCUCUCGCGUUUAUUCCACUUAGCGACGUCGUAAUGGCUUUCGAUCUGGUUGCUGAGCAGUUCGACGACGACGCUGACGAUUUUCUCGAUUAUUUUGAAAAAACAUGGAUUGUUGAACCAAUAAGAAGAGGAACCGGCCGAAAGAAACAUCUAUUCGAUCACAAAUUAUGGAACAUCCAUGAUUGCAUUCGCUGGUAUUCCUCGAUCCAACAAUUCAGUUGA
This is a messenger RNA of Rotaria socialis, 813 nucleotides long. Lineage: Eukaryota; Metazoa; Rotifera; Eurotatoria; Philodinida; Philodinidae. The record is from the annotation of a GenBank genome assembly.